GGGCAGGGGCGCCGACACCAGCACCAUCGCCUCCCAAGUUUCCCCUUGUGGAUGCAGGGCGCGGGUGGCUCCGCUCCUCCCGGCGCAGAGGGCCCCGAAGAGGCCGGAGGAGCGGGCUCGGGACGGGAUUUGUGAGGAAGGGGAGAGGACGGGCGCCCCACCCGCUCGCAGGGUGGGGGGCUCGGUGAACGAUGAAGGGCCGGCGGCGGCGGCGCCGGGAGUACUGCAAGUUUGCGCUGCUGUUGGUGCUCUACACGCUGGUGCUGCUGCUCGUCCCCUCCGUACUGGACGGCGGCCGCGACGGCGACAAGGGCGCGGGGCACUGCCCGGGCCUGCAGCACAGCCUGGGAGUGUGGAGCUUGGAGGCGGCGGCGGCGGACGAGCGCGAGCAGGGCGCCGAGGGGCGGCCGGCUGCCUCGGGGGGCGCGGGCCCGUCCCCCCCGUCCCCGGGCAACCUCAGCGGCGAUGUCGCGGAGGCGGUGUCUCGCGAGAAGCAGCACAUCUACGUGCAUGCCACCUGGCGCACCGGCUCGUCGUUCUUGGGCGAGCUCUUUAACCAGCACCCGGACGUUUUCUACUUGUACGAGCCCAUGUGGCAUCUAUGGCAGGCGCUGUAUCCGGGCGACGCCGAGAGCCUGCAGGGCGCGCUGCGCGACAUGCUGCGCUCCCUCUUCCGCUGCGACUUCUCGGUGCUGCGGCUGUAUUCGCCGCCCGGGGACCCCGCCGCGCGCGCCCCGGGCGCGGCCAAUCUCACCACGGCCGCCCUCUUCCGCUGGCGGACCAACAAGGUCAUCUGCUCGCCGCCGCUUUGCCCCGGCGCGCCCCGUGCCCGCGCCGAGGUCGGCCUCGUCGAAGAUGCCGCCUGCGAGCGCAGCUGCCCGCCCGUGGCUCUACGCGCCCUGGAGGCCGAGUGCCGCAAGUAUCCGGUGGUGGUCAUCAAGGACGUGCGCCUCCUCGACCUGGGUGUGCUGGUGCCUCUGUUGCGUGACCCCGGCCUCAACCUGAAGGUGGUGCAGCUUUUCCGUGAUCCACGGGCCGUGCACAACUCGCGCCUCAAGUCCAGGCAGGGGCUGCUGCGCGAGAGCAUCCAGGUGCUGCGCACCCGCCAGCGGGGCGACCGCUUCCACCGCGUGCUGCUGGCGCACGGCGUGGGCGCUCGGCCCGGGGGCCAGUCCCGCGCCCUGCCCGCCGCACCGCGCGCCGACUUCUUCCUGACCGGCGCGCUCGAGGUCAUCUGCGAAGCCUGGCUGCGCGAUCUCUUGUUCGCGCGCGGAGCGCCCGCCUGGCUGCGGCGCCGCUACCUGAGGCUGCGCUACGAGGACCUGGUGCGGCAGCCGCGCACCCAGCUGCGCCGCCUGCUGCGCUUCUCCGGGCUGCGCGCGCUCGCCGCCCUCGAAGCCUUCGCGCUCAACAUGACGCGGGGCGCGGCCUACGGCGCAGACAGACCCUUCCACCUGUCGGCGCGCGAUGCCCGCGAGGCCGUGCACGCCUGGAGGGAGCGCCUGAGCCGAGAGCAGGUGCGCCAGGUGGAGGCGGCCUGCGCUCCAGCCAUGCGUCUGCUGGCCUAUCCUCGCAGCGGAGAGGACGACGACCUGGAGCCGCCUGUGGAUGAGGAGAAGCCGCUGGAGACCGAGGCCGACGGCGCCACGUAGCCCCCCGUCGUGCGCCCCCGGGACGGAUCCGGGUCAGUCACCAUGAACCGGGGCGCUCAGCAUGUUGCCCCAGCACCGGAGAAGCCACACUGUGGAGGCGGUGUCUCACGCUGUCACAGGCUGCGACUUGGCUUGGUACCCACAGCUGUGCAAUUCUGCAGCGCGGGGAUAUCGUGAGCUCUUAGAUAAUGACCGAUGCGUUGGUUGCAACGCAGUUUUCAGUAAGGAAGUGACCGCACAAUGUGGAUAAUUAUGCCCAUAAAAUAGGAAGAGCUUGAGUUCCCAGCCCGAACCUGCCUCUCCUGGAGCCGUUGCAACAGCGCGUUGUCGGGACAAAGAAGAGACGCGAUUUGGUUUAAAGUGGACUCAUUCGGCUUUUCUUCAAAUAGCCCCCCCCCUUAUACCUGCCCCCAAACCAAUUUUUGAAAAGUAAUUUCUCUCCCUGGGGUGGGAGAACCCUACGGACCCGAAACAAGAUUUUGCUUUCAAGUUUUUCUGUCUGGUGUUUUUGUUUUUGUGCUAUUAAAUGACCCCGGGGUCGUUGUUAACAACAAGAUUUGUUUUGUUUUGUUUUGCUAGGAUGCAGAUUUCAUGAUGAAGUUCAGUUGCGUGGUUGGGGGGGGUAGGGUGGGAGGGAGAAGCUAGUCUACAUACAAAGGAAUAUGAAGGAAACUAUAUUGAGUUCAAGAGCCUUAGCAGUUAUCCAACACUCAAAGCCUGUUAACAACUGUUGUAGGCCAGAAGUUACAACACAGACCAGAUUUAAAGUGUUUCUCUUAAUCCUAAGGCACAUUUCAAAAAAAUCUCCGAAAUCUGUUGCUGUGAUUAAAAAAAAAAAUUUUUUUUUAGUGUUUAUUUUUGAGCGAGAAAGAGACAGAGCUUGAGUGGGGGAGGGGCAGAGGAAGAGGGAGACACACAAUCCCAAGCAGGCUCCGGGCCCCGAGCUGUCAGCACAGAACCCGACGUGGGGCUUGAGCCCACGAACCAUGAGACCAUGACCUGAGCCAAAGUCAGAAGGCUCAACCGACUGAGCCACCCAGGUGCCCCAGUUGCUGUGAUUUUUUAGACCCUGUUUUAAAACUUAAGGUUUAAAGCACCUGAAUCGGGGGCUGGCAAAAAUCCUUUUCCGUAGAAAGUCAGAUAGUAAAUGGUCUGAGCUUUAUGCACAAAUACCUGCUCACUUCUGUCACAGCUACCCAGCUCUGCAUGAAAGCACUCACAGACAUUGUGCAAAUGAAGGCGCCUAGGGCAUUCCAAUAAAACUUUAUUUACAAAAAUAGGUGGUGGGCCGGAUUGGGUCCAGAGGGGCUGGCUAGCCUUACUUUGUCUUAGAAACACACUGAGGAAAGGAUCACGCAGCAUUCUUCUACUAACUGACGAUACUUAUAAAAUGCAAACACAAGAUGAGCUCAGCCAGUGAAUCUUUUUAUUUUGAGUUUUGUAAAAAAAAAAAAAAAAAAAAAAAAGCUUUGAGAAAAA
Molecule: messenger RNA, 3131 nt
Organism: Panthera uncia (snow leopard)
Lineage: Eukaryota; Metazoa; Chordata; Mammalia; Carnivora; Felidae
Gene: CHST7
Product: carbohydrate sulfotransferase 7
Exons: 2
Coding region: 192-1652 (486 amino acids)
Biological process (GO): N-acetylglucosamine metabolic process; carbohydrate metabolic process
Cellular component (GO): Golgi membrane
Molecular function (GO): chondroitin 6-sulfotransferase activity; N-acetylglucosamine 6-O-sulfotransferase activity
Source: RefSeq, a predicted model, not a curated record